AUGCAUGACUCUUUCCCCUCUGGAAGCAAAAUAGCUCAAGAAACUAAUUCAUCAGAACAACUUCACCAAUGGUGCAAUGAACAUUGUUUACCCCAUCAUGAACACUCACAACAUUCCCAUUUACAGCAAAAUGCGAGGCCGUCUCCUUUACUUGUUUGGUCUGUUGGUCUUUCCUUUGUUACAGUUGUGGGGCUAUGUGCAGUUGUAGGAAUUUUGGUGAUGCGAGUUCUCACCAAAAAAUACUACAAUCGCUUCAUCACAUUUUUUGUCAGUGCUUUUGACCUGGCUCAGGAGCACUCUCAUGGGAGUUUUGGCGAAGAGCAUACCCAUGACAAUCACGACUACCUGAACAAGUCUUUCGCGGCAAUUAUUGGGAUCUAUUUGUUUUUCUUUUCGGACAAAAUCAUCAAAAUUGUCGUCGAAUCAAGAAAGCGACCCCAGAAAGACUCAGCAGAACUUCACCAAGCAAGGCAUCGACAUGGCAACUCGAAAACAAAGGAGCACCCAGAGAAUGGGCAGCCAACAAAUGGAAAGGAUUUGAAGGCGGACCAGAGCAAUGAGAAUUUACUUCGUACUAAUGAAGGAAAAGAUAAAAGGUUCGAUACACAUGCUUUAUGUAUCCACGAUCAUGAUGUAAAAGAAGGCGAUUCAGUAAUUGCUACAGUCGCUUGGAUGAUUAUUCUCGGUGAUGGGUUACACAAUUUUAUUGACGGUGUUACCAUUGGUGCUUCAUUUUCUGAGUCGUUAUUGAGCGGUAUAAGUGUUAGUGUGGCUGUGCUUUGUGAAGAAUUCCCUCAUGAAUUAGGGGAUGUUGCAAUCCUUUUAGACUCGGGUAUGACAAUGCGUCAAGCAUUGUUUUACAAUUUACUUUCUGCUUUAACUUGUUAUAUUGGAUUCAUUAUUGGAGUUUUGAUUGGAAAUAUAACACACACAUUUGCUGCUUAUACUUUUGGUUUUGCUGGAGGAAUGUUUUUAUACAUAUCGCUUGGCUGUAUGAUGCCUGAAAUGAAAAAUGCAAUGGAAAAAGCCUUAAAUGUUUCACGCAAAAGUGGAUUGGAGGUUUUAGCACUCCAAACGUCAGGACUAUUAACAGGGCUAGCAUGCAUGUAUUUAAUGGCGCGUUAUGGGGAAAAUAUAGAAUUUUAA
Molecule: messenger RNA, 1146 nt
Organism: Meloidogyne enterolobii
Lineage: Eukaryota; Metazoa; Nematoda; Chromadorea; Rhabditida; Meloidogynidae
Source: the annotation of a GenBank genome assembly